Messenger RNA from Mytilus trossulus (common blue mussel), 705 nucleotides. Its product is annotated as acanthoscurrin-2-like. Lineage: Eukaryota; Metazoa; Mollusca; Bivalvia; Mytilida; Mytilidae. The record is from RefSeq and is a predicted model, not a curated record. Bases 12 to 620 code for a protein of 202 amino acids. The transcript is spliced from 3 exons.
AAUUAUACACCAUGUCAGUGUUAACUCUACUUCUCGUUUCAAUUGUCGGAUACGUUUCCGCACAUGGCAAAGGAGGUCCUUAUUUAGGAGGACUUGUUGAUGAUGGAGUUCUCACUAGUGGUCCACUCCUUGGCGGCGGCGGAAUUAUUGGUGGGGCAGGAGGAAUUCUUGGUGCUGGUGGACUCCUCUUAAACAAUGGUGGAUUAGGAGGAUUGAUCGGCGGAUUAAACACAGGACUUGUUGGUGGAGGUCAACCAUGGUGUACAUGCAGUUUGAAAUGUGCCCAAGGACAGAUCAAACUCAACAAGAACUGUAACUUGGCACCUCUCCUUCCUGGAGGUUUGAAUACUUGUUGUUCCUUAUUGCCAUGGUGGGUAACCAACCAAAAUUACGGUGCUUCCCUUGGAGGAGCUGGUAUCAUUGGUGGUGGAGGUAUCAUCGGUGGUGGAGGUAUUAUCGGUGGUGUAAGCGGUCUUGUUGGAGGUGGCAGUGGACUUCUUGGGCCAAUCGGUGGUAUUGGAGGUUCAAUUGGUGGUGUUGUAACAGGACCAGUCAGUGUAGUUAGCGGAGGCAGCAGUGUUGUCGGUGGAUACGGAUCAACUGGAAAAGGAUACUAUUAAAUAUUCUAAAGGUAGUACGAAGAAGAUCGGAUAUGAAAUGCUUGAGAAACUGUAAACGUAUAGAAUACAUAUUUUUUCAGUUAAA